Messenger RNA from Molossus molossus (Pallas's mastiff bat), 1279 nucleotides. It is a transcript of the gene CCDC152, whose product is annotated as coiled-coil domain containing 152. Lineage: Eukaryota; Metazoa; Chordata; Mammalia; Chiroptera; Molossidae. The coding region runs from base 439 to 1275 and encodes 278 amino acids. The transcript is spliced from 8 exons. The record is from RefSeq and is a predicted model, not a curated record.
CUUUAAUAUUUCAACAUAUGAAUUUGGGGGUGGCUCAUAAUUCGGUCCAUAGCAAUAAGCACAGUACCAAGAAAUACAGCAAAACAUAUCUGUGGCCUGCUAGUUAAACAAAUAUUUUAGAUACGUUAAAUUGAAAAUACUUAUAUUUAAAGGUCAUUCAUCAGAUUUAGUAAUGCAUCAGAUUUAAAGUCCAGCCAUACUGGUGAGAAGGAGAUGAGUGUUGAGCAGUGGCAUAAUUAAUUUAUAUAUGGCAGAGACACAUAAUUUUUACAUAUGUAUAUAUCAGUGCACUAAUGUUAGAUUUAUUUAGAGAAAACUCAGCUAGGGUUGAGCUGGAAAGGAGUGGAGAAGCCUUAAUGCCUUGACUGUUGUUAAUGGGUAUAACAAAAAUUCUCUGAGUGGGGUGGAGUGCUCUGUGAGUGGGGUACAGAGACAUUAAUGUGCGAGUCAUUAUUUUGUAGUGCUUUAGACUUUGUUGUUUGUUUUAACACUAUUUGCAUUAGUUUGGACAUGAGUCAAAGCAGCAAUGGAUGUGUGAAGAAGGUUAGCAGUGUGAAUCUCGACAAACUUAUAAAUGACUUCUCACAGAUAGAAAAGAAAAUGAUGGAAACCAUUGGAAAGAACAAUAUACUGGAUAUGCAGUUAGAGAAAACGAACUGUUUAUUAAAGGGAAUGCAAACAAAGGAAGUCUCACUUAGAGAAGAAUGUGCUACUCUUCAUAAUAUGAUAAAGGGGCUACAACAGACCAUCGAAUAUCAACAUAAUUUGAAAGGUGAAAAUGAACAACUAAAAAGAAAUGCUGAUCUUAUGAAAGAAAAGUUAAAAUCUCAUGAACAGGAAUAUAAGAAUAAUAUUGCCAAAAUUAUGAAUGAAAUGAAAAUCAAAGAAGAAGGACAUAAGAUAGAAAUAAGAAAACUUUGUCAGGAUAUGCAGAAUAAAAUUGAAUUAAAUGAAGAAAAGAAAAAAGAGCUGAUAGAGAAAAUGGAGGUGGAAAUUUCAGAGUUAAAUACAAAAUUACGAAUUCAAGAGAAGGAAAAACAAAAUGAAAUAAUCAAACUACAGCUAGAAUUUGAUGCCAAACUAGCAAGAGUUCAAACUAAAUCAAAAUCGUAUCCGGAUUCUACUGUUUUACCACAGAGUAUCUACAGAAGGAAACUUCAACAUCUUCAAGAAGAAAAAAACAAGGAGAUUGCAAUUCUUCGUGACACCAUUCGCGAUUUAGAGCAACGCCUCUCUGUUGGCAAAGAUCCUCAUCUAAAACGAAGACGUUUUUAAGCAU